AUGAAAUCGGAUCCGCGUACCAGUAAAAGAGCCAUGAAACGAGCUGAACCUGACCAGGAACUGGCAUUUUUCGGAAAACCAAUACCUCUAGAAGAAGCUAAAAGCAAAUGGCCAGAUCGCUACAAUUAUCCAAAGCCUAGAACAACCAAAAUCGUCAAAUCUUCAAAAAAGAAGAAGGUAAUCAAAACUCUUGCAAAAACAGUAGAUGGAUUGAGAAAAAAGAGAGUGUUUCUAUCCAGUUUUGAGGAAGAUAAUCACCUCAACUGUAUCGAAACCAUUGUCAACAUUGUUAAAGUCCCACCACUUUAUACUGUUUCAGGAACUGAUGAGAGUCAUAUACCUCCAUGUGAUCUCUACUACGACUCAAUGAAAUAUGAGACAUCACACAUGACCUUUAUAAAUGAACCUGAUAAAAAUCUUGAGAGUGUUGUUGCACCAUCAACAGAUUCAAGUAAAUGGGAAUUAGUGUGCGUUGAAGAAGAUAAAAACAAGGAUGAAAAGUACUUAUUGGAUCUUUACUGUGGCUGUGGUGCAAUGUCUACUGGUCUUACCAUGGGAGCUUCCUUGUCAGGCGUCAAACUGAUAACGAAAUGGGCGGUUGAUAUUAACAAAGACGCUUGUGAGAGUAUGAAACUUAACCACCCUGAAACUGAGGUGGUAAAUGAAGCUGCUGAAGACUUUCUAACUUUGCUCAAAGAAUGGAACAAGCUAUGCGAGAAGUUUGGACUUAUUCCUUGUACCGAGCCAAUAGAACCAGAUAGUGAUGAUGAAGAUGAAGAAGAAGACGAAGAAAGUGAUGAUGCUGCUAUGGAUAUUCAGUGGAAUGAAGUCCCACCAGAUGAAUUUGAGGUUGAUAAGUUUCUUGCUAUUGUUUAUGGAAAUCCCAAGAAACCUAAGGGAAAUCCUCCUUCUGCUCUUUAUCUUCGGGUCCAUUGGAAAGGAUAUGGUCCUGAGGAAGAUACAUGGGAACCUUUUGAGGAAUUUGGAAAAUGCAAAAAGAAGUUGAAGGAGUUUGUCACAAAUGGUUUUAAGAACAAGAUCUUGCCUCUUCCUGGUAGUGUUCACUUUAUGUGUGGAGGUCCUCCAUGUCAAGGUGUUAGUGGAUUCAACCGACACAGAGACAAAGAAACACCGCUCGAAGAUAAGAAAAACGAGCAGAUGAAGAUCUACAUGAACAUCGUCAACUACCUGAAGCCAAACUACGUCCUCAUGGAAAACGUAGUCGAUCUCAUAAAUUUUUCUGAUGGGUUUCUUGGCCGUUACGCUGUAGCUCGUCUCGUUGCGAUGCACUAUCAAGCAAGGUUAGGAGUGAUGGCUGCUGGCUCUUAUGGUCUUCCACAAAUCAGAGACAGAGUGUUCCUUUGGGGUGCUUUGCCAACAGAGGAGAUUAAAGUUACACCUCAAGUUGGUGUUGAGUUAGAGAAGGCUCUUACUCUUGCAGAUGCAAUAAGUGAUCUCCCAUCAGUAACAAAUGAUGAGAAGAGCUACGAGUCAAGUCUUCAAACAGAGUUUCAGAAGUGCAUCAGUCUUACAAGAGCUGAAAAAGAUGGUGGAGAUUUCUCAAAGGCACUAGUGGUGUUUGAUCACCAGCCUUUGCAUCGGAGAGCUGAUGACUAUGAACGGAUUUGUCAGAUUCCAAAGAAGCAGGGUGCUAACUUCAGAGACUUGCCUGGUCUUAUCGUUGAUGAAAAGAGAAAGAGCGUAAGAUUUGACCCUUCCGUAGAGCGAGCAAGAGUGAAAUCUGGAAAGUUUCUGGUUCCUAAUUAUGCAGUGUCAUUCAAACGUGGAACCUCAAAGAAGUGA
This is a messenger RNA of Microthlaspi erraticum, 1803 nucleotides long. The record is from the annotation of a GenBank genome assembly. Lineage: Eukaryota; Viridiplantae; Streptophyta; Magnoliopsida; Brassicales; Brassicaceae.